AUGGAAUUCUCCUUCUUACUUUUCCUAACACUCCUGCUCAUAAUCUGCGCUUUUCCCUUACUGGUAAACUCCUUGAUCCCCAACCCGAACCCGAAACAAUUCAACCCGCCGCCGAGCCCGCCGGCGAUUCCAAUUCUCGGCCACCUCCAUCUGAUCCGGCAGCCAAUCCACCGCACUCUCCAAUCCCUCUCGGCCAAAUACGGCAAAAUCCUCUCCCUCCGCCUCGGGUCCCGCCGGGUCCUCCUUGUCUCCACCCCUGCCGCCGUCGAGGAAUGCUUCACCCGCCACGACCUGGCGUUCGCCGGCCGUCCCCAACUCCUGGCCGGCAAGUACUUCCACUACGACUUCACGACCGUCUUCGUCGCCCCCUACGGUGACCACUGGCGCAACCUCAGGCGCAUCCUCAACAACGCGCUCUUCUCCACGGCGAGCCUGGCCAGGUUCGCCGCCGUCAGGGAGGCCGAAACUCGCUCCCUGGUCGAGCGAAUCGCGCGGUGGGGUUCAAUAUGGGGUUACAGGGGAAACGUCGUCGAGCUGAAAUCGCAAAUCCGCGAGGCGACUUUCAACACGAUGACGAUGGCCGUGCUGGGGAAACGAUACUACGGCGGCGGCAGGGGAGACGGCGACGACGCAAGCGAUUCGGAGGCCAACGAGUUCAAGCAAGUGAUGAGGGAUAUUGUUUACUUGUGCGGAAAGAACUUGAUCGAUUUCCUGCCGAUUCUGCAGCGGGUCGAUCUGUUCCGAACGGAGAAACGGAUGGCUGCCCUGAGGGAGAAGAUGGACAAGUUUUUGCAGGGUCUCGUCGACGAGAAUCGCCGGAAGCUCGGGGAAGAGAAGGAGGAGGAGGCGGUGAUAAUUGAGGAUCUGUUGAAUUUGCAGAGGGAGGAGCCAGAGUUUCUGACGGACCAGAUACUCAAGGGGAUUAUUCUGGUAAUUCUAAUUGGGGGCACAGACACGGUUGCCACAGCAAUAGAAUGGGCGAUGGCUCUGUUACUGAACCAUCCGGAAGUGAUGACCAAACUAGGAGCAGAAAUUGCUAGUAAAGUCGGGCAAGAGAGGCUCGUCAGCGAGCUGGAUCUGUCGAAUCUCGCGUAUUUGAAUCACGUGAUCGACGAGACUCUUCGUCUCUACCCGCCCGCUCCGCUUCUAGGCGUGCACCAAGCGUCGGAGGACUGCAGCGUGGGAGGGUACGACGUCCGCAAAGGGACGAUCCUGAUGGUGAACGCGUGGGCGAUUCACAGAGAUCCGGAGGCGUGGGAGAAUCCGACGGAGUUUGUUCCCGAGAGAUUUGAAGAAGGGUUCCGAAACGUCGUCGUCGGGGGAGGAGGAGAAGGAUGUUGUAAGUCGUUUCCGUUCGGUCUGGGGAGGCGAGGAUGUCCGGGUGUCGCGGUGGCGAACCGAGUGAUGGGGUUGGUCUUGGGAUGUUUGGUUCAAGGGUUCGAGUGGGAGAGGAUUGGUAUGGGAGCGGUGGAUAUGACCGAGGGGUUGGGACUCACUCUGCCUAGAGUUGAGCCCUUGAACGUAAUGUGCAAGCCACGAGACCUUGCCAUGAGUCUCUUGGUUGAGCCUUUGGAUUUGUGA
Messenger RNA from Linum tenue, 1581 nucleotides. Lineage: Eukaryota; Viridiplantae; Streptophyta; Magnoliopsida; Malpighiales; Linaceae. The record is from the annotation of a GenBank genome assembly.